This is a messenger RNA of Oryzias latipes (Japanese medaka), 1243 nucleotides long. RefSeq names its product histone H2B 1/2. The record is from RefSeq and is a predicted model, not a curated record. NCBI's taxonomy places the organism in Eukaryota, Metazoa, Chordata, Actinopteri, Beloniformes, Adrianichthyidae. Gene Ontology annotation, molecular function: protein heterodimerization activity; structural constituent of chromatin; DNA binding. Gene Ontology annotation, cellular component: nucleosome.
GUUGUUUUGUCCGCGUGAUCAAAAUGCCUGAACCCGCCAAGUCUGCGCCUAAGAAAGGCUCCAAGAAAGCCGUGACCAAGACCGCCGGCAAAGGAGGCAAGAAGAAGAGAAAGACCAGGAAGGAGAGCUACGCCAUCUACGUCUACAAGGUGCUGAAGCAGGUCCACCCCGACACCGGCAUCUCCUCCAAGGCCAUGAGCAUCAUGAACUCGUUCGUCAACGACAUCUUCGAGCGCAUCGCCUCCGAGGCGUCUCGUCUGGCUCACUACAACAAGCGCUCCACCAUCACCUCCAGGGAGAUCCAGACCGCCGUGCGCCUCCUGCUCCCCGGGGAGCUGGCCAAGCACGCAGUGUCUGAGGGCACCAAGGCCGUCACCAAGUACACCAGCUCCAAGUAAACUGUUGGUCUUAAGCCGAGAAACAAAGGCCCUUUUCAGGGCCACCCACUCCUUCAUUUGAGAGCUCUGGUUUCUUGUACCAAAUUACUGUUUUGUGGUGCUUAUUAGUCAUAUGAAGGUCAACUUGGCGAUGCCUAAAAGUUGUCAUUUUGACGAGCAUGCCUAAAAAAUAAAAUCUCAACGUCAAUCCGACACUGAAAUUGAUGAAUCCAGACUAAAACUUUAUUACCCUGUUUUUCACUCCGCACAACCUCUAGCUUACAGAGCUAGUGGGAAAUGGUUCCCAUUUAAUAUCCAAAAACAGUUCUGAAUGAAGGACUGAGGGGAUGUAGGAACUUCAAGAUGAAAUUGAUAAAAAUCGCAAAGAAACGUUUCUGUGUGGCACUAAACUUUGGAAUGGGUUAAGUAAUGAGCUCAAACUCGAUGUAUAAAGAAACUUGAUUUCACGGUAUGAAGAUAAGAGUUAAGGAGCAAGAUGUGUUUGAAAAAUUCAAAAUGUGUGAGCAAUGUGCAAUAAUGAUUACUGAAAUGUUUAAAUUACAAUCAAGCUGUUAAUAAGCAAUGUAUAGCAAUAAUUAUUUCAUGUGAUAAUGUGUUGUGAUUAUUAAAUUUUACUGUUUACUGAAAUCAUGUUUUCUGAAGAUAAUCAUUUCUAGACACUGGAUUUUGUGACUUGAACUGAAUUUGUUUUUUUAUGUAUCUUUGCAUUUCAUCAUUUCUGCAAUGAGCUUGAUAAAUGUCUGGAAAUUCUUUUAAUGUAUUGACUACAAUGCUUGAAUGCUAUUUUUUUUAAUUCAGCGGGUCCUAAUAAAUCACUAAGGGUUUCUCCUGUGGCCUAUUUAGGA